Manis javanica (Malayan pangolin) is the source of this 3745-nucleotide messenger RNA. RefSeq names its product midnolin (gene MIDN). Gene Ontology annotation, cellular component: nucleus. The record is from RefSeq and is a predicted model, not a curated record. Lineage: Eukaryota; Metazoa; Chordata; Mammalia; Pholidota; Manidae. Gene Ontology annotation, molecular function: protein binding.
CACCCCAAGGGAAGGCGGUGCGGAUAAAGGCUCCGGGCCGCCCGCUCGGCCCCAGACCAGCCGCUGCCACCGUGCCCUCCGUCUGUAUGUGGGUAGUGUCGGAACUGAGGGGAUUGAGGACUGACUGCGCCUGAUCUUCCGAGCGGCGGCGGUGGUUGUGGCUGUUGCUAAGGGAGGGGACGCACCGGUAAGGGCGGCCAGAGCAGCAGACUGCACCGAGAGUGGCCACCUGAGCGGUGCCCCCUCCUCCAGGACCCUCCUCCGCUCCUGCCGUGUCCUAUUCGUCGCCCGCAGCCCUUGAAAGGAGCCGGAGUGCAGUCCCCACCCCCGGAAGGCGCCCCGACGAGCCUACGCGACCCCGGAGCGCCACUCGGAUUUUUUAUUUCUGAUUUACUUUCCGCUCCUGGGACUUUAUCCAAGGGGACACGCGCCGUCCCCCGCCCCCAGAGACCCCGAGGAUCCCGUUAGGAGAGCCCCCGCCUUGACCGGAGGCGCGGCGAGGAUUGGCGGCGCCCCUCGGACCCCAGCCCCCCAGCGCGGGCCGGGGAUGGAGCCGCAGCCCGGUGGCGCCCGGAGCUGCCGGCGCGGGGCCCCCGGCGGCGCCUGCGAGCUGGGCCCAGCGGCCGAGGCGGCACCCAUGAGCCUAGCCAUCCACAGCACGACGGGCACCCGCUACGAGCUGUCCGUGCCCCCCGACGAGACGGUAGAAGGGCUGCGCAAGCGGCUGUCUCAGCGCCUCAAAGUGCCCAAGGAGCGCCUGGCGCUGCUCCACAAAGACACCCGGCUCAGUUCGGGGAAGCUGCAGGAGUUCGGAGUGGGGGACGGCAGCAAGCUGACGCUGGUACCCACCGUGGAGGCGGGCCUCAUGUCUCAGGCCUCCAGGCCGGAGCAGUCUGUGAUGCAAGCCCUCGAGAGCUUGACGGAGACGCAGCCCCCAGCGGCGCCCGGGCCGGGCCGGGCUGGCGGAGGCGGCUUCCGGAAAUACCGAUUCAUUUUAUUUAAGCGUCCGUGGCACCGACAGGGACCCCAGAGCCCAGAGAGGGGCGGCGAGAGGCCCCAGGUCAGUGACUUCUUGUCGGGCCGCUCGCCGCUGACCCUGGCGCUGCGUGUGGGUGACCACAUGAUGUUCGUCCAGCUGCAGCUUGCUGCCCAGCAUGCCCCACUGCAGCACCGCCAUGUGCUGGCCGCUGCUGCCGCCGCUGCCCGCGGGAACCCCAGUGUGACUAGCCCCGUGUCCUCACCCUGCCGGCCAGUGUCCAGCACUGCCCGCGUCCCCCCGGUGCCCACCAGCCCUGCCCCUGCAUCUCCUCCACCUGUCACAGCCGGCUGCUUCCGGUCCCACUCGGCCUCCACUGCCUGCCCCGAGCAGAUGGACUGUUCUCCCCCUGCCGGUGCUGGAGCCAGCCCCUCGUCCGCCCCCGGGGGCAGUUCCACCUCCCGCUCCCGCAAACCCGGUGCCGUCAUCGAGAGCUUCGUGAACCAUGCCCCAGGGGUCUUCUCAGGGACCUUCUCUGGCACGCUGCACCCCAACUGCCAGGACAGCAGCGGGCGGCCUCGGCGGGACAUCGGCACCAUCCUGCAGAUCCUCAACGACCUCCUGAGUGCCACGCGGCACUACCAGGGCAUGCCCCCGUCCCUGACCCAGCUGCGCUGCCACGCUCAGUGCGCACCUGCCUCACCUGCCCCGGACCUCGCCCCUAAAACUACCUCCUGCGAGAAGCUGGCAGCUGCAGCGCCGGCCGCCCUGAGCCAGGCCCGCAUAUGCAAGCCCCUGGGGGACCGUCUGCGGCAGACGGAAAACCGUGCCACCCGCUGCAAGGUGGAGCGCCUGCAGCUACUGCUCCAGCAGAAACGGCUCCGCAGAAAGGCCCGGCGCGAUGCCCGUGGUCCCUACCACUGGCCACCCAGCCGCAAGGCCGGCCGCAGCGACAGCAGCAGUGCUGGGGGAGGCAGCAGCCCCAGCGAGGCCGCCGGCUUGGGCCUCGACUUCGAGGACUCCGUCUGGAAGCCAGAAGUCAACCCCGACCUCAAAUCUGAGUUUGUGGUGGCCUAGGAACCGUGUCCCUUGCCCACCCCAGGGUGGCCAGUCUGCCACCCGUUGUGGAGGGCAAGCAGGUGGUCAUCGCCAGGGGAGGCCCCCUCAUGUCCAGCAUCCUUAGGUUGUCUUUUUUUUAUUAUUUUGAUUCUUAACAUGGUUUCCCAAGCCCUCCAUCCUCGCCUGUACUGGGUCCUCCCCACCCACCUUCCCAAGCUCCAAAUAUGUAGCAGUCAGUCUGUCCAGAUGGCUGAGAGCGGAGACCAGGAAGCCGCCCCCACCCCCUUCCGCUCGCCGGCCUCCCCCACCCUCUGCAGGUUCAAGUAAAAAAUGUCCGAUGCCUCAUUAUGCACUUUACAGACAGGGCAGGGCGGGGGCGCACAGAUGACACCCACUGCAGACCCUGGCCUCCACCCUGGCAGGGUCCCUGGGCUCCAGACUGCCACCCCAGGGCCACAGGUGCACCGCAAGGAGGGACUUUCUCUUCCACAUCUGUACUUUUUCUCUUCUUGCUCUCUUUUUUUUCCAAUUUCCUUUUUUCCGGAAAAGAAAAGAAAAGCCGUUUCAGGGGAGAGGCUGGCCAGAGCCUGCCUCGGGGUUUGGGUAGGGGUGGGGUACCCCUUCCGGGAAGGGAAGGGGUGGGCGAACACAGGGCUGCCGCCAGCCUUAACACGCUCCCACAGGCUCCUUCAACACCCCCCUCCCGCUGCACCCCUUCUCUUUCUGAGCUUGCGGUAUUUAUAGAUUUAAUUUUUCUGACUGAGCCAAUAGUGGUUGGGAAUCUUGAAAAUGGGGAGAAUAAUGGCUGGGGGUGGGGGCAGAAGAGACGCCCUCAGCCCUCCUUACUGGGCCAGGCUGAGGGUUCAGCCUCUGGACUGUCGGGUCCCUCAGCCCCUGGGGGGGGAGGGGAGGGGAAAGGGGUGCUGAGCUGUGAAUCCCCCCGACGGGCAGGGGCGACGCUGUAGCAUUAACCCCCGGGGGGGGGGUUCGCUGCUGGUCUACUUUGGACCCUCCCCACUCAUGCCCAUGCCCCAAGGGGGCCCCCCACCUUGCUGGGGCCAUUUCAGUGGGGGUGGAGUGUUUUACUGCUUUUUUUUCCAUCACUUAUUUUUUACUGAUAAUGGAGAUGUUGGGGCCCUGCCUUUGCCCACCUGUUAGUCUCGUCCCGGCCCCACCUUUCUGUCCUGCGACACCCCUACCCUGCCUGUCUCCCUGCCUUUGUCCUCAUAGUGAACCCGAGAUCUUCACCUACUCUAACCCCCCCCAUCCAUUAAUGUGUUUAAAGUUAAUGGUUUCAGAUGUGAACAUCAUGUGUUAACUGUAGCUCUGUAAACUUUUGUGGGGGGGUGGGCAGGGAGGGGUCAAGGAUAUGUUUUGUUUUGUUUUUUUCCAAAAAAAAAAGAAAAAGGGGACGGGUUUGUUUUUGAAGAACUGUCUUGGUUACCUAUUUAAAUGUGUGUUUUGUUUUUUUAACAAUUUUUAAAUAACGCCUGUGCCUCUGGCGGGUCUGAGGGUGGAGGCCCCAGGCAGGAGCCAGCUCACCCCCUCUGCCCUCACCAGGGCCCCCCCAAGAAAGCAUUACCCACCCUUGGAGGGUCGGGCGGUGGGGUGUCACGGCACCUUGCGUGAGUUUCCUGUAUGAAAACAUCAAAUUGGAAAAGAAAAAUUACAACACCGUGAUUUCAAGUAAUAAACAGAAAAUGAACCGGC